Molecule: messenger RNA, 561 nt
Organism: Leptosia nina
Lineage: Eukaryota; Metazoa; Arthropoda; Insecta; Lepidoptera; Pieridae
Source: the annotation of a GenBank genome assembly
AUGUAUAUUGUCGGAGUCUUAUGGCUCCUUGCUUGUGUCGCCGCAUUGCCAUCAACAGAGCGGCCCAAGAAACCAGAUAUAGUACCCACAAAGGAUAAAAUCUCUGACCAAUUUCACGUUAAAUCAGCAAGUGGUGAAGACAAGAACGAUAACGAUAGAGUAUCACCUGUGCCUCCCUUAAUUUCACCCCUGCCAGAAUCUCUAAAUAAAGAAACUGACAUAAAUAACCCGGAAGAGCAAGAGAUAGAAAGAGAAAACUUAGAAGAACAACAACAAGAGGAAUCUGCCAAUCCGAACUUUGUAGAGGAAAAUAAUGAAUACAACAACAAUGCAGGUUUUGAGAAUGAACCGGUUCAAUUUAUUCCCGAACAAGUUAACGAUGAAGCAAGUAGUCCUUUUGUUUUCAAAUGGCCAUCAUUUCUCUCAAACAUAUUCUCGUAUUUACCGUCGUGGCCUUUCUCUUUCCCAAUUCGGUGGCCCUUCAACCGGCCUCUUUUCUAUCGGACUUCUUAUUAUCCCGAAUACCCCGAAUACGCAGAUUAUAACAAUUAUUUAGAGUAA